Silurus meridionalis is the source of this 1751-nucleotide messenger RNA. RefSeq names its product BOLA class I histocompatibility antigen, alpha chain BL3-7-like. NCBI's taxonomy places the organism in Eukaryota, Metazoa, Chordata, Actinopteri, Siluriformes, Siluridae. Bases 149 to 1225 code for a protein of 358 amino acids. Gene Ontology annotation, biological process: immune response. Gene Ontology annotation, cellular component: external side of plasma membrane. The record is from RefSeq and is a predicted model, not a curated record. The transcript is spliced from 8 exons.
GAAGCUACAAAUCAAUGAACAGUAAGAAGCACUGUUGCACGUGCGUUGUGCAUUCAGGACGGUGACGUCUCUGUAAAUGAAUUCUAAGUUUAUUUGUAGAAAUACAUUUUUUCUGCACAAAAUAAUGUCAUAAUGAAGAUUCUGAAAGAUGGAGAAUGGAUUUGCUUUAUUGAAGCUUCUGCUUAUUUCAGUAUUUUCUCUUCGUGUCUCCUCAGCAGAUCCACACUCUCUGCAGUACCUCCACACUGGACUCCCACCAGGAACACAUUUCCCAGAGUUCACUGCUGUUGGUCUGUUUGAUGGAGAGCAGUUUGUGUACUAUGACAGCAACAUCAGCAGGAUGAUCCCAAAGACAGAGUGGAUCCAGAACAUCAGUGCAGAUUACUGGGACAGAGAGACUCAGAAGCAGUAUGCUAAUCAGGAAAUCUUCAAAAUUUACCUGGAUGUAAUAAAGAAGGAGUUUAAUCAUACUGAAGGAAUUCAUACACUACAGAGGAUGUACGGCUGUGAGAUUGAUGUUAACGGCACCACUAGAGGAUACGAUCAGUACGGUUAUGAUGGAGAAGAUUUCUUCAGUCUGGAUCUGAACACUGGAAGCUGGACUGCAGUUGAUGAUGAAGUUGAGAUCUUUAUAAACAGAUGGGAUCCGAGAAGAUCUGAGGCUAAAUACUGGAAGAACUUCAUGGAGACUGAGUGUAUCGACUGGAUAAAGAAGUUCGUGUCUAUGGAGAGGAAAGUUCCUCCUGCAGCAUCUGUGUUCCAGAAACACUCGUCUUCUCCAGAGGUGGUGUGUCAUGCUACAGGUUUCUUCCCCAAAGCACUGAAUAUCUGCUGGCAGAAGGACGGAGUGGACGUGUAUAAGGGCGUGGAUCUCAGAAAGACUUUACCCAACCAGGAUGGAAGCUUCCAGAAGAGGAGCAUUCUGAAAGUCUCAGCUGAGGAGCUGCAGAAACACACCUACACCUGUGUGAUUGAGCACAGCAGCUUGGAGAAGGAGAUGGUGCUCAAAGUACCAAAAGGUGGAGGAUCAGAUGGAGGACUGAUUGUGAUUGGGAUCGUCGUUGGUGUGGUCGUGUCUCUCCUUUUUCUUGUUGCUGUUGUUGCUGGAAUUGUGGUCUGGAAAAAGAAAAACUUUGGUAAAAAGAGGAAAAAACAGGAUUUAAACCUGUUCCAUCCAGUGCCUCCUCUGAAGGAGAUUCUUCCUCCAUUAACUUCUAAAGUGUGAGAGUGUGUGAUCCUGCUGCAGUGAAAACUUCAACCUGCAGUCAGAUGAUCAUCCAUAAUACAGCAGUGGAACUGAGGAGAUAUGAAUAGCAGGAUAUGGAUCAGAUGGGUGAUGAUGUCACUGCACACAGCCUGAGAUUAUCAACAUCUUCACAAUUGAAUCUAAUCCAGCAUUCUGACACAAAACAUCAGACUUCAUCAUCAGUAAAAGCUGGUGUUCGCUUUUUAGUUUGGAUGCUCUGAUUUCCUGUAACGUUUUAAACACCUUCUGAAAUCUGGUAUUUUUUAUAAAGCGCUUCAGCACUUUUAUUCUUUUUAAAAUAAGUGAUUAUUUAUCUAUUGUCAUGUAGCAUCUUCAUCUUUUCACUGUUUACUGUAUAAUGCGGAAAUAAUCAUAACAGUUCACUUGCCUCCAAUAUUUGCAUUAACAAAACCAGUAUUUGCACAUUAAGUCAAAAAUGUUGUUUUUUAAAAUGUUGUCCUGUGUGUGUGUGUGUGUGUGUGUGUGUGUGUGUAUAUAUAUAUAU